GUUCCAUUCUUACAGUUGGAGCUUCCAUUAUGGCACUGAGAAACCCUACCAGAGCAGACUUGGUAGCCACAGUAGGAGAGUUGACGGGAGUAGAAGCUUUGAGAAGACUUCGAGAUCGACUCUUAAGUUCUCCUAAAGGCAAAGAAAUAUUAAAACAACGCCCAAGAAUAGAUGAAACGACAAAUAGUAUUUGUAGAGAUAAACUAAAGCUAUUGGAACCACAUACUUUUGGCUAUCGCUAUGAAGAGUUUCUUUCACACCAUCAGUUUUCUCCUUUAGAACGUCCACUAGUGCGCUUUAUUGAGGAUGAAGAAUUGGCAUACAUUAUGCAAGUAAGUAUCCUAAUCGUAUCUAUUUGCAGUGUUGAUGGACGUUUUGUACUUAGCGUUAUCGUGAAGUGCACGACUUUUGGCAUGUCUUGUUAGAAAUUCCUCCAACUGUCCAAGGAGAAGUGAUACUCAAGUGGUUUGAAGGUUUCCAUACUGGACUUCCUUUUUGUUUUUUGGCAGGAUGUAGUGGGCCUUUUCUAUUAUCUCAAAAGCAACAAGUUUCACUCGUACAACAUGAUAUUCCUUGGGCUUUUCAUACUGCAAGAAACUGUGUAGACUUGUU
Molecule: messenger RNA, 612 nt
Organism: Galdieria sulphuraria
Lineage: Eukaryota; Rhodophyta; Bangiophyceae; Galdieriales; Galdieriaceae
Product: ubiquinone biosynthesis COQ4 family protein
Exons: 1
Coding region: 30-425 (131 amino acids)
Biological process (GO): ubiquinone biosynthetic process
Source: RefSeq, a predicted model, not a curated record